Aspergillus clavatus NRRL 1 is the source of this 1158-nucleotide messenger RNA. Its product is annotated as UDP-glucose:hexose-1-phosphate uridylyltransferase. Gene Ontology annotation, molecular function: zinc ion binding; UDP-glucose:hexose-1-phosphate uridylyltransferase activity. The record is from RefSeq and is a predicted model, not a curated record. Gene Ontology annotation, biological process: beta-D-galactose catabolic process via UDP-galactose, Leloir pathway. Bases 1 to 1158 code for a protein of 385 amino acids. The transcript is spliced from 4 exons. NCBI's taxonomy places the organism in Eukaryota, Fungi, Ascomycota, Eurotiomycetes, Eurotiales, Aspergillaceae. Gene Ontology annotation, cellular component: cytoplasm.
AUGGUUGAAAACGUGCUGGACGACAUCUCGCACCGGAGAUACAAUCCUCUUCGGGGCUCGUACAUCCUGGUCUCUCCCCACAGAACCAAGCGUCCUUGGCAAGGACAACAGGAGAGCCCCUCCAAGACCACAUUGCCUGCCUACGACCCGGCUUGCUAUCUAUGCCCCGGCAAUAAGCGCGCGCAGGGGGACACGAACCCCAAGUAUGAGAAGACUUUUGUUUUUGUCAACGAUUACAGCGCCGUCAAGGAGGAGCAAGCCCCUUACCAUCCGGAGGAUACAGACAAGACAGAGUCGUUCUUCCUUCAGGUAGAGCCCGUGACAGGCAAAUGCUAUGUGCUCAUCUUCUCUGCCGCUCACAACCUCACCCUGGCAGACUUGUCGCCGGCCGAGAUCAAGCCCGUCAUUGACGCCUGGACCGAGAUCUACUCAGCGCAUCUGUCUCCCAAGUCCCCCCUAGCUUCCGUGGCUCCUGCGACGACUCUGCCCCCCAACUCCUCCACUGCCAGUGUGUCCCAUCCCAGAGAGCAAUACCGGUACAUGCAGAUCUUCGAGAACAAGGGCGCUGCCAUGGGAUGCUCCAAUCCUCACCCGCACGGACAGGUCUGGACCACCAGCUCGCUGCCCGAAGAGCCCGCUAUCGAGCUGGAGCAUCUGAAGAAAUACCGGCGGGAGCACUCCGGCAAGCACAUGCUGGAAGACUAUGCCGCGCUGGAGAGCCAGAAACAGGAGCGCGUCGUGUUUGCGAACCAGGCUUUCCUGAUCGUCUGCCCCUGGUGGGCCACCUGGCCGUUCGAGACCAUGAUCAUCAGCAAGAAGCAUAAGCGCGCGCUGGUCGACCUGGACGACAACGAGAAGGCCCAGCUGGCCGAGGCCAUUGCCGAGAUCACCAGACGGUACGACAAUCUCUUCGAGACGCACUUCCCCUACAGCAUGGGCAUCCACCAGGCGCCCCUCGACGGCACCGACGAGGAGAUCGAGUCGUCGUACCUGCACUUGCAUUUUUAUCCUCCUCUGCUUCGCAGUGCGACCGUGCGGAAGUUCUUGGUCGGGUAUGAGAUGAUGGCCGAACCUCAGCGGGACAUUACCCCGGAACAAGCCGCGGCGAGAUUACGGGGUUGCGGGGGAGAGCUGUACCGGAAGAAGCUGGACGGCUGA